AUGACACGAAGACCAAAUCUAAUCAAGGUCUCCGGGAGAACCCACUACGCUUGCACUCGCUGUAAAAUCAGCAAAAUUAGAUGUCUGGGUGAGAAGCCAGCUUGCUCCAAUUGUAAGUUAGUGAAGAAAGAAGACCAAUGCAUAUACCCGCCUCGGGAUCGAAAAAUCGUCAUAAUGGAGUCCGACCUCAACGAGCUCUACGAACAAAUCCAACUGCUAGAAAAGCAAGUUGGUGUUACUGUUUCAUUACCAGCAAGUUCCCGACAACUGACUCUCGACGAGGCUCCCACCGACAAGAGUGAUCGGAGCUCCGUCGCCAUUUCGGCCUCACGAGCACCUCAUGGUGAUGAUCCUGUUUUUAGUCUGCUACUCUCUUGGUGCUUCGACAGUCUUCCCCCUUCUUCUGUAGCUUGGGAAUUGAUCAGCGUGGUCACAAAAACAUACUCCGCAGAUAUGUACAUAGUGGACUAUAAUGAUUUGGAAACUUGCAUUCAAAACAUAUACUCAUACUUUUCGGAGUUCAAUAACUCUGAUCAAAUUCAGCAUACCGUCUCAGAAGCUCCAACUCCAUCGAUCUUGUGCUACUUCUUCUCCCUUCUCGGCCUAGGUCAACAACUUCAAAACACGGAAAGCUCUCCAACUGAGGAAGGCAUAGCAUCGGUCCCGGGCCAAAAAUACUUUGUUUUGGCUUCGCGACUUUUCCAGUUUGACUUCGAUCAAAUCUCUUUCACAUACAUCCAAAGCUGCAUUUUGUUGGGUCUUAUUUGUUGCAAUUUGAAUCGAUACAACACCACUUACAAUUAUUUCGGAAUUGCUGUCCUGUCUGCCGUCGUUAAUGGAUACCAUAGACAAAUCGAGGUUCCUUCAUUUCUGAACGAAGCCGAUAGGCGCCAGUUCCUCACCUCAGGAGAAAAAAAGAAACGAUUAUGGUGGACCAUUUUUUACAUUGAUGUUAUAUGGGCUGCUCGAAUGAACAUGCCCGCACACAUCGAGUUUACUGACACUGACGUCGCUCUCCCUAGCGAAAUGCCUUAUGACCUUCAUGACCACUUUGACAAUGAUUCUCUCGAGUCAAAUGUUCAACUCAUAAAAUACGUAGCCAAGUUUAACAAACUUAUUUAUGGGCCAUCCUUGAGGACUUUCUCGGUCAAUUACAUCAACACUGACAAGUUCAACCAAGACAGACUUGUCGAUACCAUUAUUUCCUCGCUCAAUGAGAUAUCCGUUGGUUUUGAGCUUUCAUUCUUGAACCAGUGCAAGGAUAGAAGUAUCGUAUCAGAACCAAAUCGCAACUUAGCAAACAUUUUUUCGCGAUUCAAUCAACUCAUUAUUUUAGUGGUUGAGCCAUUAUUAUCGGUUGUGUUCAAUCCGAACUCGGCAAGCCUUGUCGAGAACAAUCAAGAAGUCUUCGGCGCCAUUGUCAAGGGUAUAAGAGCUGCUUACACGUCUGUCAACAUGUUUUGGAAACUAUUUGAACAUGGGAAAUUGUUUGUGUUCGGCUUUUGGGACAGUCAGCACCUCUUCUCUGCUUUCACUCUUUUGGUUUUGGUUCUGAUAGCUGGUUUCCCAUACAAAGAGCAUAACCGUAUUGUGGCCCUACUAAAAUACAUGGCCGAACACAAGAACAUUAGCGCAAAGCGUUAUUUGGAGAGAAUAGAAGCUAUUAGCAUUUUUAUCGGGCAAAUACCUGAGGCUAAACUCCAACUCAAUUUGAACGCCAGCAUUCAUGACUACGUGCGUAAAGAUCCGUCAACUCUCGCUAAUGAAUUUUACAAUCCAUUCUGUGAUGAAAAUUUGUAUUCGGCAGAGUUUCUCCAAUUCUUCAACCUGCAGCCGUCAAAUCUGCUCUACGAACACUUUGGUUUUGACGCUUUUAGUCCCCAAUCUCAAAGCACAUUGUGGUCGAUGUCCAAGAGUAUCCAGAAAUGGUCUAAUUACAGUGGACUACCAAUACCGGUUUCCGGUAUCAACAAGUCCCUAAGCACAGUGCGGAAGACAGGAGAGGUCCGCAGUGUAAAUGAUUGUAGCAUUAACGCCCUCAUUCGAGACUAA
Molecule: messenger RNA, 2052 nt
Organism: Australozyma saopauloensis
Lineage: Eukaryota; Fungi; Ascomycota; Pichiomycetes; Serinales; Metschnikowiaceae
Product: Zn(II)2Cys6 transcription factor
Exons: 1
Coding region: 1-2052 (683 amino acids)
Biological process (GO): DNA-templated transcription; positive regulation of transcription by RNA polymerase II
Cellular component (GO): nucleus
Molecular function (GO): sequence-specific DNA binding; zinc ion binding; DNA-binding transcription factor activity, RNA polymerase II-specific
Source: RefSeq, a predicted model, not a curated record